CAGUGCAGUGAUUUGUUUAUAAUUUUUUUGGAAUUAUUAGAAACCGCGAGUGCUUACGACUGUUUUAUUUUUAGAAUUUAUUGCAAUUUAAUUAAUUCCCUCGAUAAUCAGUUGUUGUGUAGCCAAUAAAGUGGUAUUUAUUAUUUUAAUUUACGAUAUCCUGAAUUUAUUUAGAUGUACCUUCAUAGUUUUUGUCUACGUGCUUAUUUUUGCGGGUACAGUCAGCCAUAAUAAUUAGUACUGCUUGACAAUCACCGAUCAUGUAUGUACUUUUAUUUACAUCAACUUUUGUGAAGUUUUGUAGUUGAAGUGAUGUGAAGUGUCGACACAGGGCGGGGGCGCCGCCCCAGUCGACCAUGGAGCGAGGCUACGAUAAGAGGCAUAGCAAACACCACAAGGACAAGCAUAAGAAGCGGGCUCAUAAAAAGCACAAGUCACACUCAGGUAGUUCGCAUGAUCCAUCUUAUGCUACAGUCAAUUCUCAUAAACCGCUUGUGGAAUAUUCUGAUGUUAGCUCAGAGGCAUUAUCAGCUCCUGAGGCUGGCGAGAUAGACAGUGAAACAAGCUCAAUCAGCAGGCAUAUCGCUGAUGACCUUGAUAGAACGAGGAAGUCCCAUUCCAUCCGUACAUUUGUAGAUAACAAGACAAUAUCAGUGACAACAACAAGUCGUCGAGCUGCUGAAGAAUAUGUUCUGCGGGAUGCGUCAGUGCCUAGGAAGAGACGUUCAGAGUAUGACGAACGUGAACCAGACUUUGCUGACCAUGGUAGUUUUAAGAAGAAAAAAGACAAGCGGAAAAAGGAUAAGAAAAAGAAGAAGAAGAAAUCAAAGAAUAGGUCUAGAUCAGCAAGCUUAGAGAGUGUAUCUCCAGAUGAUAUCAUUCCUGAGGAGCCUCCCAUGAGGCCAGUCACGCCACAGAGAUACCAGCAGGUGCCUGUGAGUGAAUGGGAGAAGGCAUCUUCUCCAUUGAGGAAUGGGGGCUCAUGUUCCCCUGUGUCUCCGUCGAUGACGCCGCUGAUGCGGCACGAGUCUCCACGACAUCGAGCCUUCCCGAGGGAGCCAUCAUUACAUCACAAUGCCAUGCCCUACUCGCCUCAUCGAGACAGAUCACCACCUCUCAGCCCCUCCUGGAUGCCGGUCCAUCAUAUUGCAAACUACUCUAUACAGAGUAAUUGUGAUUUAAGGAGACAGAAGUCCACGACGCCGCACACGCCGUCAGUUCCGCCGUACCACGAGACGGUGACCAUAGAUUCGGACACGGAGGAAUAUGACCGCGGCCGCCGAGACUACUGGCACGAACAACAUCGCUUGCAAUCACCUAUCAUGGUGUCAGGUAAUACGCAUUACUCUCCGGUCCACGAGGUGGUGCCACGCCCCCGCGACUACAGUCCGCGUCGCUCCCACCGACGCCGGAGUCCUCACCAUCGGAGGCGGACACGAUCCCGAGACCGGCACCGUGACAGGGACUUCAAAACUUCGCAUCGGUCGCAUAGCCGAAGCUCGCUGAAGCGGCGCCGUACUAGGUCGCGCAGCAGACGGCGUGGCUCCACGCAAUCUCCGCCGCGACACCGCGCCAAACAUAGGGAGCCGUCGCCCAGGGAACGACACAGGAUCAAGCAUGAGUCGCCGAGUCCCCCGACGAUGCUGCAGCGGAAGAUAGACUUCAAGGAGAAGAUCAGUGACACCAGUCUGUUUGCUGAACUAGUCAAGGACAAGCACAAGAGAGCUAAGAAACUGCAGGAGAUAUUAAAUCAGAAGGAAGAAGAGUCUCAGGGCGCAUUGUCAAAUACUACAUCUAUCAACAAUCCUGAGAUACUCACCAUUGAUGAACUCUCCAGCAAUACUUGUGAUAGUUCCACACAGCAAUCUAACAAAGAGAAUGGUGAGGCGACCCGUGAGGGCGGCGAUGUGGUGGACAUACCGAUGCCGGGCGCGGAAGAAAGCGCGUCCAACCCGGGCCCCGCGGCGCCGCCAGCGGCCGGGCCUGCACCCGCGGCCGCAGCCCCCGCGGCGGUGACGGCGCCUCUGAACCCGCCGCCCGAGUUCGCGUCGUUCGGGCGCCAGGAGCCGGCGCCGCACGCUGCGUCCAACGGGGACGCGCCGCCACCGCCGCCACCACCUCCGCCGCCUGUUGAACCUCCUUCUAGCGAGCCACAGAAAUCAAAGAGUCCAGCAGUGUCCCCGCCGCCGGUGCCCCCGCAGCCCCCGCUGCCCCGCGGCAGUGUAGUAGACGCGGCCUACUACCAGAACUCCCAGCCCGCUACACACAAACCCAAGAGUCUCACCAAGCUGCCUAUGCCGCCUAAUACACAGGUUGAGGACCUGAAGACAUUAGUGAAUGAGAGUCCACUAAGCACACCGUCUCCAUCUCCCGUCAAAAAACCAGAGAAACCGAAACGAACUGGCAUCAUGAACCUACCAAUGCCACCUGGCAUUACAGUGAUCCCUGGCUCGGAGGAGUUAUCGGGCGACGAACUGGACGGAGGCACUCCGCCGCCCGCGUCGCGCCGCGACCAGUACUCGCAUGUGUUUAGUAAUAGGAAACAUGCCAGGGAUAAUUCUGGUUCGAAGCUAAAGAGGCCACGUAUCUUGAAACGUCGCGGGUCCAAGGUGGUGCCUGUGGCGACGCCCACGCAUCACGCCAAGGACUGGGGAGAGAAGUGCGUCGAUGGCUUCCAGGUUAUCACCCAAAUUGGAGAAGGUACAUACGGGCAGGUGUAUAAAGCACGGGAUAAGAACACGGGCCAACUGGUGGCGCUGAAGAAAGUGCGGCUGGAGAACGAGAAGGAAGGGUUCCCCAUCACUGCGGUGCGGGAGAUCAAGAUAUUGCGCCAGCUCAACCAUAAGAACAUUGUCAACUUGCGGGAAAUUGUCACUGAUAAACAGGAUGCUAUGGACUUCAGGAAGGACAAAGGUUCAUUCUACUUAGUAUUUGAGUACAUGGACCAUGACUUGAUGGGUCUGCUGGAAUCUAAGAUGGUGGACUUCACGGAGUCUCACAACGCGUCGAUAAUGCGCCAGCUACUGGACGGGCUGGCUUACUGUCAUAGGAAGAACUUCCUGCAUCGGGACAUCAAGUGCAGUAAUAUACUGAUGAACAAUAAGGGCGAGGUGAAGCUAGGCGACUUUGGUCUGGCGCGGCUAUGGUCCGCGGAGGAUCGAGCGCGGCCGUACACCAACAAGGUGAUCACGCUCUGGUACCGGCCGCCCGAACUAUUACUGGGGGAGGAGAGAUAUGGACCGGCCGUCGAUGUAUGGUCCAUGGGGUGUAUACUCGGGGAACUAUUCCUCAAACACCCACUCUUCCAGGCCAACAUGGAGAUGAUGCAGCUGGAGAUGAUCUCCCGCGUGUGCGGGACGCCGGUGCCGGGCGUGUGGCCCAACGUGGUGAACCUGCCCCUGUGGCACACGCUGCGCCCCAAGAAGUUCCACAAGCGCUGCGUCAGGGAACACUUCGCCUUCAUGCCGCCGCAGGCUCUGACGCUGCUCGACCGAAUGCUGGAGCUGGACCCCGACAAGAGGAUCACCGCCGAGGAUGCUCUGAAAAGCCCCUGGUUGAAGAAUGUGGUGCCAGAGCAGAUGCCUGCGCCUGAGCUUCCGACGUGGCAGGACUGCCACGAGCUGUGGUCGAAGCAGCGCCGGCGCCAGCAAAGGGAACAGGACCACACGCAGGGCAAGAAGCCUUGCGGGUACGGCGACGACCAACCCAAAAAUGACAACCAAGACUACAAAAGUGAGCCUUACAAAUCUGAAAGUGGUUUCAAGCCCACCGAGCCCGCGCAAGAGGCUGUGGGACAAGUGAAAUAGUAUAGACUACAUUGUAAAAGAUACUUUCGCAAAAGAAAGAAACGGUGCUUAUAUUAGACCAAUUGACUAUGUGAUCUAGUUUAACUUGUUGCCUGUGGAGUGUCGUGACGAUGUGUGGGUUCCGUGCGAGUGCGGUAAUGUGCCUAGUCUAAUGUUUAGCUUCAAUCUCAUGUACGAUUAGCUCGUAAGGUGAAGGCUGUGUUCUUCAAGAAACUUUAGCACUAUGCUAUGCUUCUUGCACAAUUUACGAAUAUUCAGUACAAAAUUUAACAACCGAAUCUGAUCUGCUAAUGUGGGAUUCAGAGAGGUUUCGUCUGAAUAAACUUUAUUAGUAAGUUCUUAGUAAAGUGAAUCUUAUCAAAAUUGAAUUUCGCAAAGUUUGUAAAGGUGCGGAACCCUGUGUAGCAAUUUAAUUUAUUGCGUUGUAUGUAACGCGUACCAAAACGUAUGAUAUAUUGUAGUAACCAAAGUAUCGCAUAGCGCUAGUUACCCUCGGACGGAUGUCAGGCGUCCUGUGCAUAUGUAUGUAAAUAAUGUAAACUAGAAUAAUUUUAAAUAAGAACAGUUAAUUUUAUUUCAAUUUUAGCGAAAUAACUUGUUUUAUUUUUGUUAAGAAUCCUUGAGAGUGUAGCAAUACUGUUUGACGGUUGGCAACACUAUUUUACUUCCAUGAUUAUGAAGCUGGUAACUCACAGUUCCCUGCCAAGUCAGUAAAGCAGCACUAGGUGCCUUUAUAUGCAGAGUACAAAGUGAUCUCUUUAAUAUUCUUCUUGCCAACAUUUCUCCUUAUCCAGUUGGUCGGCAGCUUGUUCCUUUGUCAGAGCUUUCUAGAGCCAAAAGGUUGCCAGCCAAAAUAUAUCCAAAUUCGUGUUGCCAAAAUAAAAUGCAAGAAAAGGUUAUUUAUAUAUCCCCACUUCCACUAUGUAAGACCAUGUGCGCCUUAUAGAAUCAGAAAAAAGUCCAAUAGUAACUGCCAUUUAGCGUAAUUAUUGGAAAACACCUACUUUAAUAACAAACUUGAUUGAAUAUUGAAUUUAGUAGAUAUUUGAUACAGCUGACAGUUUAUGGAUAUUUAAAUCCUAAAACUAUGUAACGAGAAUUUGCUAUUGCAAUGUAAAUUGCAUAACUUUUAUUCAGUAUAAUAUACAGGGUCGAAGGGACAACGUGGCUUUAAACUCAAGCCUUUAGCUUCAAUACAAUUCUGAAUUCCUCAGUUCUUACAUUUUAAAGUUGCUUUUAUAUGAAAGUCGUAUAUCCUACCUAAAUAUUUAUAUACUUAUAUCAAAAUAACCUUUCGACUUAGGCCCUAGAAAUUCAUCAUAUCUAAGAUAGGAAGAAAUAAGUGGAAUAAAGGUUUAGGAUACGAAUGAAAUAUUUAAUUAAUUGAAAGUCGGCGAUGCAGCUUGUAGAAGCUGUACUUGUAUAGGGACAAAAGUCCAUCAUGUUAAAUGUCUCCUUCAUUUGAAGUACUUUUAGUCUUGUGUAUGUUAUCAAUGUCGACUACUGACAGACAGAAAUAAUCCCUAAGGACUUGCCUCUGAGCAGGUUUUAAUAUUUGUCAUAGUUUUUAUACUUUUGUCAUUGUAAAGACUUUUCGGUAUCAUCGAUGUACGAAGAGAUGAACCUUUCUAUGUGAAGUGAUUAGCGUAUCGCUAUCUCUGUCAUUCUUAUUUGUUAGUCACGUUCUCUGCUCAGUCCGUGGUACACCAAAAGUUAUAAUCGUGUUAAGCAAUUCUGUGUUCUUCAAGAUAUAGCACUUUGGUGUUGUGUUGACUCUGUAAAUGUAAGACAGUGUUAGCCGAGAGUCGUGUGAUUGUGUAUAUUAUGGAAUUGAGUUGUUUUCAUGUUUCAUUGUUUCGCGUAAUUUUAUACAUUUAAUGUUAGGUUCUUGUUGGGUCUCGAUCGUGUAGGUGAUUUUGGGCGAUAUGGAUAAUGCGGUAGAUGUAACAAGAUCGUAAUUGAAUGACACGUGCUAUGAAAGAAGCGGCAAGUCCGAAUUCUAAUGAAAUAUUUAUUUAAAGUAUUUAACACUUAACUUAUUUUGAAAAGAUCAAUAUUUUAUUGCUUCUUUGUAUUUAUUAUGUUAGUCUUAACUCGACAAUGUGUAUUCAUAUCGCUCUCAAUUCGAAUAUUAGGUCCUAACUAGCAAUAAUAUCGGACCCGACUUAGUUGGCAUUUAUAUUACAUAAGCGUGUAUGUAUAUUGGUGAGUUCCAAGCGCCUGCCAGGGCAGUAUGCAUCUAGUAAAUAUAAUAAUAUAUAUCAUGUUGUUUGUUCACAAAUAUUAUGAUCAGAUGUAAAGGUUAUCGUUAGGAGCAGCAUUAUUUUUUUAAAACAAUGUCUUGUAAAUAAGCGUAUGUCCUAAAAUAUAUUGCGUUUUCCAACAACGUAUCUUCCAUGAAUUAGUUGAUGUGUAUAUAAAAUAGAAUAUAUUUCCCUGCAUUUUAAAAACAAUAUUGUUUCUCGUGUCAAGAAAGCGAAGGUUUGCACUGGAAACUUGCUACUAUUUAUAUAUAUAAAUGUACUGAUAAAUAAAAUAAAUACAUGUGUCUUAGAUGAAUCUAGCUUCAGUUUAGCUAUUGUACAUAAUAAAAUAUAUAAAUAUGACAUUAACCCGUAUGACUGUAUAAAAUAUGUUAGACGUAGUUGACAUAUGGUGUAAAUUUUCGCUUGUCUUGACCCAGGUAUCGGCUGCAAGGUCGCCGACUGAAAGACUAAGUUUCCUUGUAUUAUACUAGAUGUAAGACCGCGAUGUCCAUCGUGAAUAAUCCGGAGUUUCGGAGAUAAUCGUCGUUUUUUAUACUUUGUAUGGUGUGCUUAUGGUACAAUUUGAUCUUAUCGUUUGUAAAAAUUAUGUGGAUAGCUGGUCAUUCAAGUUUUUUGAAGAAUUGAGAUGUAAAUGUUCUUGUAACUUUGUUUGGAUCUCCGUCCAGAGAAACAUAAGUAUUAUGUGAUGUAUGGACGGAAUUAAAUAUCUCUUUUGGAACUGUGUAUUUAUAAACAGUUGGGAAUAUAAUUAAUCAAUUUUUCGGAUCAGUUUCUUUAAGAGCUGUCCUCUGGUAAUGUUUUGUUUUAAAGUAAGACUGAAGUAGGGCGGGAACAGACGAUUGUCUGUCACUGUAACUCUGGAUUGUUGUUAUCACAUUUUAUGAUAAUAAUAAUUGUAAAAAUGUACCUAAUGUUUUUUUUAAAUAAUUAUACUACGAUGAAAUAUGA
Messenger RNA from Spodoptera frugiperda (fall armyworm), 7021 nucleotides. RefSeq names its product cyclin-dependent kinase 12 (gene Cdk12). The record is from RefSeq and is a predicted model, not a curated record. Gene Ontology annotation, biological process: protein phosphorylation; positive regulation of transcription elongation by RNA polymerase II; transcription elongation by RNA polymerase II. The transcript has 18 exons. Gene Ontology annotation, molecular function: cyclin-dependent protein serine/threonine kinase activity; ATP binding; cyclin binding. Gene Ontology annotation, cellular component: nucleus; cyclin/CDK positive transcription elongation factor complex. Lineage: Eukaryota; Metazoa; Arthropoda; Insecta; Lepidoptera; Noctuidae. The coding region runs from base 357 to 3806 and encodes 1149 amino acids.